UCUGGCGCUGAGUCGACGGAAAAGCCGGAGUGUGGUAUUUUUAUGUGACUAGUUGUACCAACUUAGACAGCUCUUUUAAAAUAUGUUUUGCAAAAAGAACCUGUUUUGACAAGUGUAAUAGCUGUCUUAUAGCCAUGUAGCUAGUUAGCUACAAAUACAGCUACUGUUGUGGACGAAGAGGUUCUGGUUUCAGUCACUUGUCUUAACCCUCUGGCUAUUAUCAAUGACAACUUGGUUAGCAAGCCAACGUUAGUCAAAGAAAAUCCGGUUUCCACAACCGAUAAUUCGAGAGUGGAGCCACAUAAUGGCAUACUGCGACAAGACAGGUGAUCAUCCCCCAGCUUCUCUAAACAAUGAGGACAGUCGUAAUGGACAUGACCCGGCGACAGAUAAGCACCCGACUCCACACUCCAAAGGAAAUGCGAACGAUUGCUGUUCCACUGAAGAAGCCCGAACAGUGUCUGUCCCUCAUGGGUUGUGUGUAAAGAAGAAAAAGCUUGUCCUUCACGUUGACCUCAAUAACACCAUCUUGGUGUCUGAUGCUGUGACAAGUCAAGGAACUAUUGCAGCGUUGGAUUACUUUAUUUCCACAGUGACAUGGGGACAAAUGAGUAAACAAGGUAAGUGGAUGUGGAUGAGUGACUCACCUUCCCUACUUCCACCAUGUGAGGGUGCUGUCAGCUACUACUCCCAGUUUGGCCGGGUGGCAGGUUUCACCAGCUCCACUGCAGGUCAGCGGUUCCGGUGCGUGCUGGAUGAGCACCUGGCGAUGCUGCGAUGGCCGAAGGAGCUGAAGGGGGACAAGGAGCUGGCUGUGAAGGGGGAGGAUGGGCAGCUGUACCACUGGAUCUUGCCCUCCUUCUUCCAGCUCCUGAAAGACCUGGUGGCGGAGGGGAGGGACUUUGCUAUCCUGUUCCGCACUUUUGGCUCUGACCUUCCCCGCGUGCUGUCUGCAGUGUCCCGUGCCCUCACUCAGGGCUCCCACCCACUCUUCCCUGACCUUCCAGCACUUAAGCUGAGUGUGAAUGAGACGCCAGGCCAGAUCCGCUGCAGUAAGAAGGGGGCGGUCCUGACCCGGGCAGAGGAGCGUCUGUCGACCCGUGACGGGGAGCGAGCCCUGUACCAGUACCUCAGCUCUGUCCAGUGCCUGGGGGGCUUCCAGGACCAUUUUGACUGGUGGGCCAGGAACACCUACUCCAUCCUGGGAGGGAAACCUCUGUGGGUGGACCCCUUCGACCAGGAUGUCCAGCACAUCUUCAUCGAUGACAACAUUCGACAGAAUGACAAAGACACCAUUGUCCACCCAAAGGUGUUUCUAGACCGAGAUGGCUCAGAGACCCGCACAGCCUCCACCUCAGAGCUGUAUGACCUCUGUCUGGUCCAGAACGACCUGCUCAAGGCCAUCUCAGACCCAGAGUACUUCACCCAGCGCAUCAGCAUCUGCCAGGAGAACUAUGACAGGAACCUUCAGCAGGGGGCAGGCUAGAGUGGUUUGUCUGUAGCCUAGAGGUCCAGGGUGAGAAGGGGUUGGGACAACUCAGGUCUGUAGCCCAGAGGUCCAGGGUGAGAAGGGGUUGGGACAACUCAGGUCUGUAGCCUAGAGGUCCAGGGUGAGAAGGGGUUGGGACAACUCAGGUCUGUAGCCUAGAGGUCCAGGGUGAGAAGGUGUUGGGACAACUCAGGUCUGUAGCCCAGAGGUCCAGGGUGAGAAGGGGUUGGGACAACUCAGGUCUGUAGCCUAGAGGUCCAGGGUGAGAAGGGGUUGGGACAACUCAGGUCUGUAGCCUAGAGGUCCAGGGUGAGAAGGUGUUGGGACAACUCAGGUCUGUAGACUGGAGGUGGAAGGUCAAAGGGAGCUCCUGCAGUUGCUCCAACUCGUCCUCUAAGGUCAAUAUUCUCAGGGUGUGUGACACUGGCAACCAAUAUAUUGCAUAUGUAGAAGGCAUUAUUUUGCUGCUGUUUUUAAAUUAUAAUAAAUAUUUAAACAAAAAAAUGGUAAUCGAUAAAAAGGCAUUGUUUAUGUAUACCAAAAUGUGUUCAGAAAAGACUUGAAUGGUCAUACUUGAAUGUUUCUAAUAUUACAAAGAGAGAGAGCUGCGUGGUUGAGCAGUAAGACUUAACUGUUACAACUUAAAUCAUACUCUAGUCUACAGACAAGUUACUUUAAUAUUAACCACAAUUAGUAUUACUGUUUGACUAUUUAUCAUGGCAAAACAAUGGAUGAGUUUGACCUAAUAUAAUUUGGGUUUAUGUGGUUUGGAGUUUAUUUGCACUGAAAAUUACUUUUCUUUCUUUGAAGCGCUCUCAUGUGGAUAAAAAGUAUAUAUCCAGGGAAUGUGUGUCACGCUUUCUCUUGAAGGUUUGUCAUAGUGGUGGAUGAGGUGAGUGGCCCCGUUACAAUGUAAAGCUCUUUGGGUGUCUAGAAAAGCUCUAUUCACCGACUGUACAAAACACUAAGGACACCUUCCCUCGGGGCAUGGACUCUACAAGGUGUCAGAAGUGUUCCACAGGGAUGCUGGCCCAUGUGAACGCCAACGCUUCACAUUUUCUGGAUGUCCUUUGGGUGGUGGACCAUUCUUGAUACUCACGAGAAACUGUUGAUCUUGGAAAAACCCAGCAGCGUUGCAGUUCUUGACCCAAAUGGUGCGCCUGGCAUCUAAUACCAUACCCCGU
This is a messenger RNA of Oncorhynchus tshawytscha (Chinook salmon), 2673 nucleotides long. RefSeq lists its product as uncharacterized. NCBI's taxonomy places the organism in Eukaryota, Metazoa, Chordata, Actinopteri, Salmoniformes, Salmonidae. The record is from RefSeq and is a predicted model, not a curated record. The transcript has 5 exons. The coding region runs from base 305 to 1486 and encodes 393 amino acids.